UCUAGGUCGACAACUCUGGUCCUUUGCAUGAAGAUCCAUCGAUCCGCAUAGUACCUCCGUGUCCGUGUACGCUCUUAUAGAAGUAUGUAGGCAUCUUCUGUCCACCUUGUUGUCUGCGCGAUGUAGUCUCUGUCAACCGGCGACCGCUCCUCUUUCAGUUUCAGGAAAAGCAGCUCGAGUUGAAAUAUGGAGGGACCAUCGAAUGAUCAUUUCACCACUACUGGCGGAAAAAAUAGCACGUAGCCUCAUCUCUUGGCUCUCGAAAACUUCUUCACUCAGCAACAAGUGAAAUUGAACCGCUUUCCCUCUUGUCUUCCGUGGUCUUCAAGUGUGAAAAAGGAAAAACCAGAAAGAUGUUUAUCGCCAAGGAGCGUCGUUUCUGCAAGCCCCUGCUGGAACAGCUUGGGAGGCAAAGAUCAGCAUGCGGAGCGCCGGCAGUUCCAGGACUGCAGGCAGAGCAAAUGUGGAUGCGUUUACCAAGCGCGCCGCGACCACGUGGCAGUAGUCUACGAACAGCACGGGGGAUGAAUCAACAUCAAAGCUAUGGGACCACGAGAAGUAGUACCUGCAGCAGACGAGUAGUAGAUCAUGCGUCUUUACUGACGAGCUCCGCAAGAACAUACUCCACGUUCCUUGCAGCUACGCGCCGAUCUUCCAGUUUUCCCAGUCUUGAUGUUUCCUCGACCACGAGUAAUAGAUUGGGAUUGGCAAUUACAGGUAUAAUUGCAGCAACUCCAACUACCACGCUACCGCUAGUACCAGAAAACGAACCACAUCAACAGCCACAAAAACGUCGUAGCUUUGCCUCCGCUUCUCGCAAGGACGUGGGGGACGGCGAGGGGGAGAGCAAGCGGAUGUCGGAGACGGAAUUUCAUUCCCUGGCGGACGACGCGUUGAAUGCGUGUUUGGAUUUAAUCGAGGACCGGAACAUCGACGAACAGAUCGAGGUAUCCUGUGCAAAAGUAUCGUACUCGUAGUAAUUGCUUUCAUGCAUGACAAAUAUCCCUUUUUGGCUGAAUCAGCAUGACAAAUUCCAUUUUCCCUUAUGCAAAAACUUGUGAUGCGAUUUAUACUAGUACGAUACUUUUGCAAUGCAUACGAGGACUACGACUUGGCGGACGGGGUGCUCAAGAUCGUGGUCACCGCGAAGGACCAAAUUGUGGUGAACAAGCACAACGCCACGCAGCAGAUCUGGUAUUCCAGUCCUUGCGGCGCGCAGUACUUCGACGCGCCGUAUGGGGAGCUGGUCGGGGCGCUGGAAAAGGACUUGGGGGAACUGCUGCCUUGACAAGUAGGGCGAGCGUUUUGAACAAAAAAUGACUUCUAUAUUGUUGACUCAGAAGAAGAAGAUUACUCUAAGCGACUGCGUAUCUCUUUGCGUUCUUUCAUAUUCGUAUGAAAAGGCGACGAUGUCGCGCAACGCGAAAAUUGAUGAAGCUGCGACC
Amoebophrya sp. A120 is the source of this 1445-nucleotide messenger RNA. Lineage: Eukaryota; Dinophyceae; Syndiniales; Amoebophryaceae. The record is from the annotation of a GenBank genome assembly.